Exophiala spinifera is the source of this 1218-nucleotide messenger RNA. RefSeq lists its product as uncharacterized. NCBI's taxonomy places the organism in Eukaryota, Fungi, Ascomycota, Eurotiomycetes, Chaetothyriales, Herpotrichiellaceae. The record is from RefSeq and is a predicted model, not a curated record. The transcript is spliced from 2 exons. Bases 1 to 1218 code for a protein of 405 amino acids.
AUGGCCCAUGAAUCUUAUCAAUCUGGGGACCGCAACCCUGAAUCUCAUUCGUUCGGGGGUACCAGCGUGGAUGAACGCGAAGAAGAAUUCGACCUAGCACUUCUCCAGGAAGCAGCAUGGGAUAUUGCGAAGAAGGUCGUCACAGAGUGGAAUGGAGCAAAUGAGGUGUUGAGCGUAGAAUUCCUUGCCGUCGAGGGCUACAACCGUGUAUGGCUGACGACUUACAAAACCACAAAAGGCGAACACAAAACGAGUGAGGAAGGAAAUUUUGUUCUGCGCAUUCCGAGGAGCGAAACACCUUCCCUAAAACCUUACCAACUACAACACGAAGUUGGUUGCUUGCUUUUCCUGGAGAAGAACCUACCAGGCAUUCCGGCGCCGAGGAUCUAUGCGUGGAAUGACGGGGUUUCCAAGUCUGGUGUUCCACCAUUUAUCGCUGAGGAGUUCAUCGACGGCCAGCGGCUUAGCGUACUCUGGCCUCAGUUGACGGAAAAUCAAAAGACAGCCAUCAUUCAAGAGAUUGCCAACGUUAUUGCAGACCUUGGAGAAACCAGGUUCCCAAAAAUCAGUGGGUUCACACAUGACUCCCAUGCAGGUCCUACCAUCGAAGCAGCAAAAGUAUUUAACGGCAGAGCCAAUUUCCACUCCCCAGAGUAUUACAACAUCGGACCUUAUGCUGACAGUAAAGAAUACAUCCUGGCUUGCUAUGACCGGAAAAUAUCCUAUUAUACUCACGCCGCCGAGACUGAUAUCAUAGCAGAGGCUUUCGAGAAGACCUCGGUCGCCGACUUCAUCAACACAUUGAAGCUUGAACGACUUGGUUUACUCAAUCACGACGAAUCUCUCUUUCGAGAUAUCGAUGCCGAGCCUCGCGUUCUCGUCCACGAAGAUUUUCACGCCGGCAAUAUUCUGGUACGGGACGGCCACAUUGUUGGUAUUCUGGACUGGGAAUUCUCUGGUGUCUACCCUUUGAGCGAACUUCUUGGCCCAAUCUUGAUUCUUCAAGUUUCAUCUCCGGGUCGAGACAACCUGACAGAGCAGGAAGAUGUGAAAUGGCACGAGCGCUAUCUCGAGGAGGUUGAGUCUGUCGUUCUGAAGAGAGGAUGGAGUAAGCCAAGCAUUUCGGCCCUUACGGGAAAUGGACGUCCAGUCUUACAGAAAGCUCGGUCAAUCAUGUUUCCCGAGGUACAAGAGGAUGAGUUGGAAGAUGGGGGAUGA